Aspergillus alliaceus is the source of this 1328-nucleotide messenger RNA. RefSeq names its product thioesterase family protein. The transcript has a single exon. Bases 242 to 1204 code for a protein of 320 amino acids. The record is from RefSeq and is a predicted model, not a curated record. Gene Ontology annotation, molecular function: fatty acyl-CoA hydrolase activity. NCBI's taxonomy places the organism in Eukaryota, Fungi, Ascomycota, Eurotiomycetes, Eurotiales, Aspergillaceae. Gene Ontology annotation, cellular component: peroxisomal matrix. Gene Ontology annotation, biological process: fatty acid catabolic process; acyl-CoA metabolic process.
UGAUAAGAUAGCGUACUCCCUCGAACCGAGGUACUUCAGUGUAUCUUACUAAGCGAGAUAUAGUUAUAUGUCGCUACUCGACCACAUGUGUCGAAAAGUAUAAAUUAAAAAGUCCAGAGACUGGGAUGAUCACAGGGUUACAGAAUCACGGUUAACUACUAAGUGCCAUUCCAUAAUCCAUAUUCCAACAUUUCACUUAGAGUAGCACUCUCAACGUGCUCACCGCCGGAGGAAACCAACGAUGGCAACUACUUUAGCUGAACACAUCUCUCUUGAAAAGACCGACGAUGGCUACAUUUCGACCCACCUACCACAGCGCAUGGGAAACUCAGCACCCAUAGCGUACGGAGGAUACGCCAUUGGCCUUGCCAUCCAUGCAGCCUGCAAAAGCGCUCCGGAAGGAUAUCACCUCUAUUCCGCCUUUGGGCAUUUUCUCCGAGCAGUGAGCACGGAAGCAAAACUGGUCUGCAAAACGGUUCAACUCCGCAAGUCAAAAAGCUUCGUCACAUAUCGCGUUUCCGUGGAACAGCAAGUCGGGCCGAGCGGUGAAUUUCUGUUGUGCAUGGAGGUUACAACCGACUUCCACAAGAACGAGUCGUCUAUCCUAUCUCAUUCGGCAGCACCGAGUCGGGCAUAUAGCAAUUGGAAGGAUUGUAUGACGUGGGACCGCAUCAUCGAGGACCAGGUGAAAUCCGGAAAAGUAACCGAAUGGCAGUCUAAAGCGUUUCUUAAACAAUUCGGACUAUCUAGGGAUCUCUAUGAAGGUCGACCAUGUCCUGAAGGCGUCUCGUCACAAAAUCUGAUCGGUCUAGCAAAGACGAUCAAAACCAGCCAGGAUGAACUAUCUCCCACGGCAAAGUCGUCCGCGGAUUGGUUUCGGGUAAAACAUCCUCUGCGGACAGAGGCGGAACAGAUGGCCGGCUUGGGGUUUAUUAUGGAUGGACUCCUGUCUUUUCUCCCCCUGGCCCACAACCACCUGUUCUUUGAUGAUGUUGGUGCAUGCUCGAGUCUUGACUUUGGUCUCAGGAUUUUUACGCCGCGUCUCGCCAUCAAUGGAUGGCACUUGCGGGAGGCUAUCAACCACCGUGCGGGAUCCGGGCGCACGUUUAGUGAGAGCAAGCUCUGGGAUGAAGAGGGGAAUAUGGUUGCAUGUAUGUCCCAGCAAUCUAUACUCAGGGUUCCCGCCAAGAGGGCCAAAAUAUAAUACAGUUGUAUGUGGUGUAAUCUACGGGGGUAACCAAACUUGCUCAGUUAAUGAGAUGGUUGGUUUGCCUAUGGCUUUCUCUUCCAUAAUUUGUUAUUGGAAGGAAUAUUUGUUGGUGUAUUUG